This is a messenger RNA of Ceutorhynchus assimilis (cabbage seed weevil), 3508 nucleotides long. Lineage: Eukaryota; Metazoa; Arthropoda; Insecta; Coleoptera; Curculionidae. The record is from the annotation of a GenBank genome assembly.
GAUUCCCAAAUUCAAUUCCUCAUUACUAGUCCUCAUUCCAGCCAUUCCUCAUUCUAUGGUGUGUUGUCGUUUAACGAAAAUUUUGUAUUUUUUUUCGCCAUAACUUUUUAUCUCAUUCGCAUUUCUAAAUAAUCAAUUACGCCAAACGUGUAUAAUGUAUUUUCAUGUUAUGUUGUCCGAGUCUGGUUAUGUUAUUAUUGGUUAGUAUUUAAUACUAGUGCACUUGUCCUGACUUGUGUUUGUUGCAUGGGGUGAUUAUCGUUUAUAACAAAAAUCAAAAUCCGUGGUUUUGCUUCGAUUUCGUUUUAUUCGGAAAUGUAGACUCGAGUGGCUGAAAUGUGGCCAAAAAUAGUUGUCUCGGUGGUUGCUUUUAAAAUUAUGUGCAGCAUCGUUGAUGCAUCUUCAAAUUCCAACAAGAAAAUACCUUCUCUACCUUAUUGUCCUAACAAAAAUCGUUCAGGGGCUGUCUUAGUCGGUACUUUAGAUGGCAAAUUAUCAGCUAUCAGUUCUUCUGGAAGUUUAUCCUGGCAAAUUGAAACUGGUCCUGGCCCAUUAUUAGUUUCAAACAUUCACAAACUUGAGCUCACCAAUAACGGAGAAUGGAUAAGGAUUAUUCCAUCAUUAACAGGAACUUUGUAUAAAUUCGAUGGCAACACAAUAGAUCCAAUAUCAAUAUCUGCAGAAGCUUUAUUGAGGUCUUCGUUUCGAUAUUCAGAUGAUCUUGUCAUAGCAGGUGGUAUCGAAGUCCGCACUUACGGUGUAAGUUUUCAUACUGGUAAAUUAGUUUAUGAAUGCACCCAAAGCAAGUGCUCCAAUCAUGAGAAAGAAGAAAUGGCUGAUAUUAUGGUUGUUGAGCGGAGCACUCAGACUAUCAGAGCUGUUGAGCCAAGAACUGGCAAUGAAAGAUGGAAUUUUAGUGUUGGCCUUCACAAUGUUAAGCUCCCACAAGUAUCCUGCAUUGACACAAAAGUCUUCGAUGCCAAUAUCAGUGCUGUAAUCCCAGAAGGACUACUUUCGGUUUCUUCCAUGAAGAAUAAUAAAGAACAAAGCUGGCAGUAUAAAUUCCAGUCCCCAAUUGUCAGAGUUUGGAAAUGGGAUGGCAUUGCACUUACCGAGAUCAAUCUGUUUGAGUCCAAAAAUAUGCCUGGACUGAUUGCCUCUCCGAAUAUUAUGCCUUCAAUUUAUAUUGGUAUGCAUAAAAAACAGCUCUAUGUUCAUGAAUCCCUAAAAAUGCAACAUCUAUUACAAGGUCGACCACACACCCAAUUAAUACCAGCAGAAAGUCAUAGUAUUGCAAAAAUUCCUUGGAAACCUGUAGCAGCAUCUACAGAGUCUACAGAAGACGAUUCUACAGCAUUAUCAGUUUUAAAUAACUCUGAAUAUGUCAAUGGUAAUGGAUAUUACUUGUAUUCUGAGAGCGAAUUGGAAGUAAAAAAUAAUGCACAUUGUGAUAAAAAUGAUACCAUUAUUAUAAAUAAAACAAAUCCAGAGGUCACAGUUGUUAGGGAUGAAGUUGUUAAUACUGGAAUAUUUACAUACCUUGGAACAUAUGGCAGAUAUUACAAAGAAUUUCUCAUGAUGGUGGCAUCCAUCAUGCUAGGUCCAAUCCUAUUAUUUAGAGUUUGGAAUAAAAGUCAGCCAAACGCCCAAGAAAUAAUUGUUGUGGAAAAACCGGUGGAAGCAGAAAUUAUUCGUCCUGAAAGGCAAAUUUCUGAAAAAAGUACAGAAGGGUUCACCUCAAGAUUCGAAGCCGAUUUUACUUUAAUUGAUUGUUUAGGAAAAGGCGGCUUUGGAAUUGUUUUCCGAGUGAAGCAGAAAUAUGAUGAUUGUGAUUAUGCUAUUAAGAGAAUCACAUUGAAUGAGAAACAAUCUAGAGAUAAAGUCAUGAGGGAAGUUAAAACAUUGGCAAAAUUGGAGCAUAAAAAUAUAAUAAGAUAUUUUUCAUCUUGGGUGGAGCGUCCCCCAUUAGGAUGGGAACAAGAACAUGAUAAAAACUGGGUCGAAGAGUCUUAUUCGGGUGUCACUUCAGCGAGAUCAACAGAUUUAUCUCCCAAAAAAAGGGUGAAAUCAUUCUCCAUAAGCAUUGAUAUUCCACUUUCAAAACCAGCAGAUCCAAGCUUUGAUACCGAGAGUUAUUCAAGUGAUUCAAGCGAAGAUAUCGUUUUUGAAAAUAUUGAAACUUCUAACAAGAGCAAAGAUAACAUUACUCUCAAAAAUGAUGAUGAUGACUCAUUUAUUGUUUUUGAAGAUGAAGCUUCAAGCAAAAGCCUCACCACAGAGAUGAGCGGUUCUGAUGAUAGAAAUGAUACAAUAGUGGCAACAGAUGCUUUAUCGAUGUCAAAUCAUUUGAAAAAAAAAAUCAACUGGAAAAGGCCUGGAAGAAAACAUCAUUCCUGGGAUUCAAGUCAAAAUGCCGUCCCGAUAAUAAGAAAUCCACCAAUGUAUCUCUACAUUCAGAUGCAGCUGUGCCAGAAGGAGAGCUUGAAAGAAUGGUUGAGUUUAAACAAAACCAGAGAGCUUACUGAUAUGCGUGAUAUUUUUUUACAAAUAUUAGAUGCUGUUGAGUAUGUACAUUCGAAGAAUCUUAUUCAUCGGGAUCUCAAGCCCAGCAAUAUUUUCUUUUCACUAGAGGGUCAAAUCAAAGUGGGAGACUUUGGAUUGGCAAAAGAUAUUGAAAAUUUGUACGACUUAGAAUUGACCCGGCGAUCUACUGCUGGUUCUUACAAAGGACACACAAAAGACGUCGGUACCACUCUGUAUAUGAGCCCGGAGCAAUCCAAUGGUCGUAUUUAUGACAAUAAAGUCGACAUUUAUGCAUUGGGCGUGAUUUUAUUCGAGCUUUUGGUGCCAUUUUCCACUGAUAUGGAACGUAUAAUAACUUUGACUGAUAUCAAAACCCAAAAAUUCCCUAGUGGGUUUUCUGAUCAUUAUCCUGCUGAGUAUGAUCUUGUUCGAAAUAUGCUCGAUGAGAAUCCAAACAACAGAUUGACAACCAGUGAAAUCAGGAACAGAGAUCCAUUAAGUUUUAGAAAAUAAGCAGCAAUUUAUUAUUGAGAAUUCCAUAUUUGGAAUUUGAAUCUUUUUUUUUUUAAUUAUUAUAUUUUUUUAUGCAGUAUUUGAACAAAAAAAAAAUCGUUGCACUUACAUGAAAAAUUAAUCAAAAAAAUAGUUCAAUGAUGCAGCAUCCUUUUCUUAUUUUUCUGAUAUGCAGGAAAAGUUGUGAUUAUUCCAGUAAUAUUCUUUAGGUAUAUUUUAUAGUUCUACUUUUUUUUCUGGUAAAUUUUAUUAUUUGCCAGGUCAAUUUUUUGAUGUUUAAUCUUUAUUUCGACUGUUAAAAUAGGCUAAGACAAUUCAGAAUGUGAUACAUAUUGUGUUUGGAGGUCUAAAACUCCAUCUCAUCUAAGUAUUUAAAGUUAGGUAGUUUAUGUGAAGCAUAUACGUUUACAUUUUUUAUUACAUGUAAGUUUGUCUUACUUUGACUUAUUGAAUAAACUAUUAAUUUUUGUAA